Molecule: messenger RNA, 731 nt
Organism: Drosophila takahashii
Lineage: Eukaryota; Metazoa; Arthropoda; Insecta; Diptera; Drosophilidae
Gene: Ube2g1
Product: ubiquitin-conjugating enzyme E2 G1
Biological process (GO): ubiquitin-dependent protein catabolic process; protein polyubiquitination
Molecular function (GO): ubiquitin conjugating enzyme activity
Source: RefSeq, a predicted model, not a curated record
CUCCUGUUCAAUUUUAUGUUUAGCCUUUAAAGAAAAUUCUGUUGAUCGAUUUUUGUAUUUACUUUUGCGGGGUUUUAAAUAUAAAAUUUGUGUUUGUGUAAAUUCAUUGUGCGUUUCAUUAAGGCUAUUUACAUAAUUGUUUUGCAAUUUACUAUGUCUGAACUUCAGUCAUCUUUACUGUUAAAAAAACAAUUGGCAGAACUAAACAAGAAUCCUGUGGAAGGAUUCUCGGCUGGUUUAAUUGAUGAAAAUGAUAUUUUUCGCUGGGAAGUCUUAAUCAUUGGACCACCAGAUACACUAUAUGAAGGAGGUUUUUUUAAAGCACAUCUGUACUUCCCCAAAGAAUAUCCUUUGCGACCUCCCCGAAUGAAGUUUGUAACAGAAAUUUGGCACCCAAAUAUUGAGAAAAAUGGAGAUGUCUGUAUUUCUAUUUUACAUGAGCCUGGAGACGACAAAUGGGGCUACGAAAAGGCAUCGGAGCGCUGGUUACCCGUGCACACAGUGGAGACUAUUUUGAUAUCUGUAAUAUCAAUGCUUGCUGAUCCUAAUGAUGAGUCUCCAGCAAACGUAGAUGCCGCUAAAGAAUGGCGAGAAUCUUAUACCGACUUUAAACGCAAAGUUGCUCGUUGCGUCCGGAAAAGUCAAGAAGAGUGCUCGUGAAGCAGCUCGCCCUAUAUUUGUAUAUUUAUAUUAAACAUUUUAUACAUUAAAAGGAUUAACUGAAUUAUGUA